AAGUGUUACAAAGUGAAGAAAACAGUGAACAAGCGUGCAUUGAUGGGUGACGUGUGUUUUUUCCGGCUACUUCAGAAUGACUAGCAAGGGUACCAGUUAUUGCUCGCGUCGUGUGAUAGAGUGCAUUUUUGCGAUUUCUAUAACUGCUCGUGUGCGCGAAUGAAAAUUCUUUCAAUCACAAAUCCUGUCCAAUGCCAUUGCGUCACACUAUCACUAAUAGGUUUUGUUUAAAGUAUAAUAACACUCCAUGUUGAGUCUGGCAUUAAAAAACUAGGCUUGUAUUUGUGCCGUAUCUUGAACAUCUCUGGCCGUUCAAUUAUAUGCACAACAGUAGUGGAAACACGCGAUAUAAUGCUACUACGAGCCCGUCAAUUGGCGCUAAUAGCGUCCACUCUACGCAGUAGUGGCAAAAUAGUACUGGAAACAUCAACACGUGCUUCGUCCACGAGCGCUGUGGUGUCCAGUCCAGCAAAACCGUCCUCCAAAAUGUUGAGCCAUCAUCCGAUAGGUAGCAAGGAGCAGCUGGUGAUACAGCAAGUGCAGCCAGUGGUUGAAAAUUAUGAGAAUGCAGUGCAAGCUUUGAAUUCGCUACAGUCCAAUUACAGUGUGUUACAGAGUUCGACAAGUAGAGUGCAUUCGGGUGAUUCGAUUCACAUACAGGAGACGGUAAAGUUUUUGCAGAGAAUCGGAAUUUCGUUAGAAACACUCGAUCAACUUCCGGUCAUUCACGUUUCCGGAACGAAAGGGAAGGGCUCAACAUGUUCGCUGGUAGAGUCUAUCCUUCGAGCUCACGGUUACAGAACCGGUUUCUUCAGUUCACCGCACCUGGUAUCGGUAACGGAACGCAUCCGACUGGAUGGGCUACCAAUCAAUUCCAGUAAAUUCACCACCUACUUCUGGAAGGUUUACAAUCGUCUGUUGGACAGUCGAGAACAUCCCAGGGAUCUUCCAGCUUAUUUUAAUUUUCUAACAAUUCUUGCCUUCGAAGUGUUCCUUCGGGAGAAGGUCGAUGUGGCUAUCGUGGAGGUUGGCAUCGGUGGCAAGUAUGACUGUACGAAUGCUGUACGUGAUACAAAAACCGUUGGGAUAACUUCGCUUGGGUUGGAACAUACGCAGUUGCUGGGUAAUACAAUUGAGGACAUCGCUUGGCAAAAGGCUGGAAUUAUAAAGGAUCAAUCGGAUGUAUUUACCGUACUCCAACCGGAUGGUUGUUUGGAUGUGAUAAUGGACCAAUGUCAAAAAAUGGAAGCAAAUCUUCAUCUAGUGCCUGACUUUGAUUCCUACAAAUGGAAACGAAAGCCGAAUCUCAAUGCAAACAAUUUGGCAAUCAAGCUGAAUACAUCAUUGGCCAUUCAAAUUGCACUCAACUGGAUCAACCGGACCCGUCCGGAUUUGCUGAACAAAGAUGAUGCCCGUCUUUCGGAGACGAUCAGCCACGGUUUGGAAUCAUGCUUUUGGCCUGGUCGUUGUCAUCAGAUUCGUAAGGGAAACAAGCGAAUAUUUUUAGACGGUGCGCACACUAUAGAAAGCAUAGAAAUUUGUUCCAAGUGGUUCCAAACGUGUCAACGGAAAGUAAAUCCUAAGAUAUUGAUUUUCAAUGCCACUGGAGACCGGGACACAGGAAUGCUACUGAGUAUUCUGGCAAAGCAUGCACAUUUUGAUAGAGUAUUUUUUGCUCCUAAUAUAGCUUCACAAUCAACGGCGAAUAUAGAUGCCAUCAAUCUCAACUUUCCCAGUGACGAACAGAUAAGACGUUGCGAAAAAAAUGCCACCCAUUGGCGUGAAAUGAUGAUUCAGCGCGAUCACCCCUUCACUAGUGUUGCCUCCGUUCUACCCGCUUUGGAUGUCGUGCUAGAGCAGAUCGAUAAUAAUUACCUAGCGCACCAGGAAUGUGAUAUUUUGGUAACCGGAUCGCUGCAUCUGAUUGGAGCAGCACUGACUGCACUGAAAAUGGAAUCACAAGUGAUCACUCCCGAUUAGAAAAGAGGCUCUUUUGAAUUUUCAACACCAUAUCCAGUGAAUAAAAAACAAUGUUAUCAGCCGCGUACGAAAAGUUAGAGAAGCUCUUUUUACAAGUGAGAACUUUUCAUCCGUGGCUGAUGUGUGGAUGAGGUGAGUGACAUAAUUAUUUUUUUACUAUUGUAUGUUUUUAUGUAGAUUUGUAAAAGUGAUGGAAAAGCAGGACGAAUUGAGAUAUGCUG
Ochlerotatus camptorhynchus is the source of this 2201-nucleotide messenger RNA. RefSeq names its product Folylpolyglutamate synthase 1 (gene Fpgs1). Gene Ontology annotation, molecular function: ATP binding; tetrahydrofolylpolyglutamate synthase activity. Gene Ontology annotation, cellular component: cytosol; mitochondrion; cytoplasm. Bases 352 to 1980 code for a protein of 542 amino acids. The transcript is spliced from 4 exons. The record is from RefSeq and is a predicted model, not a curated record. NCBI's taxonomy places the organism in Eukaryota, Metazoa, Arthropoda, Insecta, Diptera, Culicidae. Gene Ontology annotation, biological process: tetrahydrofolylpolyglutamate biosynthetic process.